ACGCCACGAAUCUUCUUUUGCUAAUUUUAUUUUUCCAUUUAUGCAAGAUGCUAGCUGUAGAAGAUUGUAAAGAGACCUAGAGGAGGCAGAGAGAGGGAGGGAAAUGGUGGGUUCAAGGCCAAGCGUUCCUUCAUGGAUAGGCGCAGCAGCCAGUAGAGUUGAUUUGGAUGGCAACGUGUCUUCAACUAUGUUUCCCAAAGACGAUGAUUCAAAGAAUUCCCGUAACAAAGAUACCGAUUUAGGUUUCAUUGAGAGGUCAUUUUCUGCAGCCGGUGCCGCGGUUCUCUCCGCCGUCAUAGUUAACCCUCUCGAUGUCGCCAAGACAAGACUGCAAGCACAGGCGGCUGGAGUUUCUUAUCAGGGUCUAUGUAUGGCAUGUUUCGAAACAGAUACUAUGCUUUCAGAUGUGAGGAGUACACCACAGAGUUCAUGUGCGGUUCCUGGCUCCGAAUGUAACCGGUAUAAGGGAACUCUGGAUGUCUUCCACAAAGUCAUACGCCAGGAGGGAUUUGCAAGACUUUGGAGAGGCACAACUGCAAGCUUAGCUUUGGCUGUGCCUACUGUGGGAAUAUACUUGCCGUGCUAUGACAUUUUUCGAAAUUCAAUGGAGGAUUUCACAACUCACAAUGCUCCAGCCUUGACCCCUUAUGUCCCCAUGGUUGCUGGCUCUUUUGCACGCUCACUUGCCUGCAUUAGUUGUUAUCCUGUUGAACUAGCAAGGACACGGAUGCAGGCAUUUAAAGAAACUAAAAAUGGUGUGAAGCCUCCUGGAGUGUUGAAGACGUUACACAGGGUCAUCAAUCCUCUGAGAAGCACAAGCAACAGUCAAAAUUUACAGAGUUACCGCAUCUUGUGGACUGGUUUGGGAGCACAACUAGCUCGAGAUGUUCCUUUCUCUGCCAUUUGCUGGUCAACUCUGGAGCCUAUCAGGAGAACAAUUCUUGCUGUAGUGGGUGAUGAACCUAGAGGAGCCAGCAUUCUAGGGGCAAAUUUUGCUGCUGGUUUUGUUGCAGGAUGCCUUGCAGCCGCUGCUACUUGUCCACUCGAUGUUGCAAAAACUCGACGACAAAUAGAGAAAGAUCCAGCUAGAGCAUUGAAGAUGACGACAAGAGAGACGCUGCUGGAAAUAUGGAGGGAUGGAGGCUUGAAGGGUCUAUUUACAGGAAUCGGUCCCCGUGUUAGUCGCGCUGGACCAUCUGUUGGAAUAGUUGUUUCUUUUUACGAAGUUGUCAAGGAUACAUUGCAUCACAGAUAUGAGCUUAAUGAUCAAAAUGACUAAAUGCCCAUGAAGAAGUCCAGUCUGGUCCUCGGGUCACUUACAGCAAAGCUUUCACUGACCCAUGGAUGCUUGAGCAGCAGUUGAAUAAGAGUAUCUAGAACAUAAAAAUUCUCUUUCUUUUUUAGUGGCCUGCAGAGCUGGUGCAACAUUCUUUUGCACUUUUUCAGUGGCGCAGGCAUCAUGAGAAUAAGUUGCCAAAAAGGAAGAUUCUCUCUUUUCUAUUUUUCGUUAGUUUCAUAAAAUGUUUUCUUUUCUCUGAUACACCAUGUAAUCAACCACAAGUUUAAGUUGCUAAUUUUUUCAUUUGUUGUACCA
This is a messenger RNA of Tripterygium wilfordii, 1594 nucleotides long. RefSeq names its product mitochondrial carrier protein MTM1-like. The record is from RefSeq and is a predicted model, not a curated record. Gene Ontology annotation, biological process: mitochondrial transmembrane transport. The transcript is spliced from 10 exons. Lineage: Eukaryota; Viridiplantae; Streptophyta; Magnoliopsida; Celastrales; Celastraceae. The coding region runs from base 104 to 1279 and encodes 391 amino acids.